GCUCGUUAUAGGAAAGAGCAAACAUUGCUUAAGCAACUGCCUUGCAUUCCACUCGUAGAAAAUCUGUUGAAGGAUGGCACAGAUGGCUGUGCCUUAGCUGCCCUUAUCCACUUCUACUGCCCUGCUGUUGUCAGAUUAGAGGACAUUUGUUUGAAAGAAACCAUGUCUUUGGCCGAUAGCCUGUAUAAUCUGCAGCUAAUUCAGGAAUUUUGCCAAGAAUACUUGAACCAGUGUUGCCAUUUCACCCUGGAAGACAUGCUCUAUGCUGCUUCAUCCAUAAAGAGUAAUUAUUUGGUGUUCAUGGCGGAACUCUUCUGGUGGUUUGAAGUGGUGAAACCAUCAUUUGUCCAGCCCCGUACUGUUCAUCCACAUGGAGCGGAACCUGUGAAAGAUAUGCCAUCAAUUCCUGUCUUGAAUGCUGCCAAAAGAAACCUCUUGGAUCAUUCAUCCAGCUCUGACUACACUUCAAGUGGGGAAGGAGCAGCAUUCACACAGUCCCAUCAUUUGCCUUCUAGAUAUUCACGUCCCCAAGCUCAUUCUUCAGCCUCAGGAGGAAUUAGAAGGUCUUCAUCCAUGUCUUAUGUUGAUGGCUUCAUAGGAACAUGGCCCAAAGAAAAAAGAUCAUCCGUACAUGGUGUUUCAUUUGAUAUUUCUUUUGAUAAAGAAGAUAGUGUGCAGAGAUCCACUCCAAACCGAGGAAUCACUCGUUCUAUUAGUAAUGAAGGACUUACUCUGAACAACAAUCGUGUAUCUAAACACACUAGGAAAAAUCUGUCCUUCAAGCCCAUGAAUGGAGAAGAAGAAGAAGAAGAAGAAAGCAUUGAAGAAGAACUUAAUACAGACCCUCACAGCGACCUCAAAUCUUACAUGCCCCCUAACACAGAUGAACUAAAUUCUAAUGAGAAUGUGCAUUAUAAGCUUCCAAAUGGAGCUUUACAAAAUAGAGCACUCCUGGAUGAGUUUGGCAAUCAGAUUGAGACACCAAGCAUUGAAGAAGCAUUACAAAUAAUUCAUGAUACAGAAAAAUCUCCCCGUACACCUCGGCCAGACAAAAUUGCUAAUGGCUUCUUUCUUCAUAGCCAGGAUAUGAGUAUCCUAAAUUCAAAUCUCAAGCUAAAUCAGUCUAGUCCUGAUAACAUAAGUGACACAAAAGGUGCCUUGAGUCCCAUAACUGACACUACAGAGGUAGACACUGGAAUUCACGUUCCUUCAGAAGACAUUCCUGAAACUAUGGAUGAAGACUCUUCUUUGAGAGAUUAUACGGUCAGCUUAGACUCUGACAUGGAUGAUGCAUCUAAAUUUCUUCAAGACUAUGAUAUAAGAACCAGCAACCCCAGAGAACCUUUGAGCCCUUGUCCAAGUACCAUAAGUACCAAGUCUCAACCAGGGAGCAGUGCUUCUUCUAGUUCUGGAGUUAAAAUGACCAGCUUUGCUGAACAGAAGUUCAGGAAACUGAAUCAUACUGAUGGAAAGAGUAGUGGAAGCAGUUCUCAAAAAACGACGCCAGAGGGCUCUGAACUUAAUAUUCCUCAUGUGGUUGCUUGGGCACAAAUUCCAGAAGAAGCAGGCCUUCCACCAGGACGGGACACAACACAGCUGUUGGCUUCUGAAAUGGUGCAUCUCAGGAUGAAACUAGAAGAAAAGAGGCGUGCUAUAGAAGCCCAGAAAAAGAAAAUGGAAGCUGCUUUUACUAAACAGAGGCAGAAAAUGGGUAGGACAGCAUUCCUUACUGUGGUGAAAAAAAGGGGGGAUGGGAUUUCCCCUCUCCGAGAGGAAGCGGCUGGUGCAGAAGAUGAGAAGGUUUAUACUGAUAGAGCAAAAGAAAAAGAAUCACAAAAAACUGACGGGCAAAGAAGCAAGUCCCUGGCAGAUAUAAAAGAGAGUAUGGAGAAUCCUCCAGCCAAGUGGCUCAAGUCUCCCACUACCCCUGUUGAUCCUGAGAAGCAGUGGAAUCUGGCAAGCCCCUCAGAAGAGACUUUAAAUGAAGGGGAUAUUUUAGAAUAUACAAAAUCCAUUGAAAAGUUAAAUUCAUCCCUGCAUUUUCUACAGCAAGAAAUGCAACGCUUGUCUCUUCAGCAGGAGAUGCUAAUGCAGAUGAGAGAGCAACAAUCUUGGGUGAUUUCGCCUCCACAACCCUCUCCACAGAAACAGAUUCGAGAUUUUAAACCUAGGCAGGCAGGCCAGUCAUCAACCAUUGCACCAUUCUCAUCAGACUCCCCUCGUCCUACUCACCCGUCUCCACAGUCUUCUAACAGGAAGAGUACAUCUUUCUCUGUUAAAAAUCAAAGGACUCCUAGGCCAAAUGAGUUAAAAAUAACACCUUUGAAUCGAACCUUGACACCCCCUCGAUCUGUAGAUAGUCUUCCUAGGCUAAGGAGGUUUUCACCAAGUCAAGUUCCCAUUCAGACUCGGUCUUUUGUAUGUUUUGGGGAUGAUGGAGAGCCACAGUUAAAGGAAUCCAGACCUAAGGAGGAGGCUAAAAAGGAGGAGUUGGAAUGCAAAGGGACCUUGGAGCCAGAUGAACAUAAUCCUGAAGAAAAAGAGAUCAGACCUCUUGAAUCAACAGUGUCUGAAGUCCUGACACAGCCUGUCACAGAAACUGUAUGUCUGACACCAAAUGAGGACCAAUUGAGUAAACCCACAGAACCACCUCCUAAACCCAUGUUCCCACCUACUGCUCCUAAAAAUGUUAACCUGAUUGAAGUUUCCCUGUCAGAUUUGAAACCCCCUGAAAAGGCCGAUGUAUCUAUUGAAAAAUAUGAUGGAGAAAGUGAUAAGGAACAGUUUGAUGAUGACCAGAAAGUAUGCUGUGGAUUCUUCUUUAAGGAUGAUCAAAAAGCAGAAAACGAUAUGGCAAUGAAACGAGCAGCAUUGUUGGAGAAACGAUUAAGAAGAGAGAAAGAAACUCAGCUUCGGAAACAGCAGCUGGAAGCUGAGAUGGAGCAUAAGAAGGAGGAGACAAGGCGUAAAACUGAGGAAGAACGUCAAAAGAAAGAAGACGAGAGGGCACGCAGAGAAUUUAUUAGGCAAGAAUAUAUGAGACGGAAACAGCUAAAGCUCAUGGAAGACAUGGAUACAGUAAUUCGGCCCCGUCCUCAGGUGGCAAAGCCGAAAAAACAGCGGCCAAAGUCUAUUCACAGGGAUCAUAUUGAAUCCCCCAAAACACCAAUAAAAGGUCCUCCAG
Messenger RNA from Castor canadensis (American beaver), 3184 nucleotides. RefSeq names its product calmodulin regulated spectrin associated protein family member 2 (gene Camsap2). Gene Ontology annotation, molecular function: spectrin binding; calmodulin binding; microtubule minus-end binding. The record is from RefSeq and is a predicted model, not a curated record. Gene Ontology annotation, biological process: cytoplasmic microtubule organization; negative regulation of microtubule depolymerization; neuron projection development. Gene Ontology annotation, cellular component: microtubule minus-end. Lineage: Eukaryota; Metazoa; Chordata; Mammalia; Rodentia; Castoridae.